UUUCCAUACUCGAACACCUCCCCUCCUUUCUGCAUCUCAUAUCGCUGGUCCUGGGAAUUGCUUUUUGCAUAACUGCUGUCUAUUUUAGCUAUUCUCCGUUUGUUUCGGAUCGUGUUUCUGUCUAUUCUGCUAUGAGAACAUCAUGGAAAUCAUGGACGAGGCGAGAUUAGCAUCCUUAGAGGAUCUGUGCCUUGAUCAGGUUGUACAUUUUAUUCCUAUCCUUGGGAAUGAAUUACAAGGUCUGUCUCACGCCCUGUUUAAAUGUCUGCUUCCUCUAUGUGAUGACUAUAGGCUUGCUCUCCUCCAUAACAUAGCAGUCAAUAAAGGUCUUGACAUCCAAACAAUGUGGCGGGAUCGAUGCAGAGCUCGAUUUCUUUGGUUCUACCGUCACAAAUUCAAGUCAAACCUCCAUGAUUCAUUUUGGCAGUGUCAUGCGUGUUUAUCUACAACCCUCAAUGACCCUCAUUCGCAGGACGUUGACUGGUAUCAGACAUAUAUGGAUAAGAUUUGUGAAGAGAAUUUAGAAAAAAUACGCACAGAGACAAUCGAGCAAGGCAGGGAAAUCCCAAGAACAAGCGUAGAUGAAGAAACUAAGGCCAUCUUGAAGUAUCCCUUCUGGAGGGAUUCUGAAGACAUCAUUCAAUACAAGCCCCAUCAGCUACUCCUGAACAUCAAGACAGUGAUAGCUUUAACCAGAUCCCCCAGUGCACUUAGCCUACUGGCGCACCAUCUACAUACCCUCAUGUGCAGGGUUCAAAUCCCCACCAAGUACAGGGAACUUGCUACGUCAGCCUUGGAGAGGUUCUUGAGAGCUCUACUUGCCAGGGGGAAUCUGGAGACCAUGUAUCUCAAGGAACAGCAGAUCAUGCGUGGUGAAUCUGUAGACUAUGCUUGCUUGCUGGCCAUGCUGCUGCUGGGAAGAGCGAAAGAUGACAGAGAGAACGAUGUGAACACAGAGCAGACUGUUGGUAUGCUUGAAGAAGAAAACUCAUUAGAAAGUCAAGAGACCGCUCUAACCAACAGUCCGCAGAGAACCGAUGAUUUCAGUGAAGACCUGUACGACUUCUGCUUCAAGGAACCAGUGAAGACGGACUUCUACAGUGCAAUGGAGGACACUGAUGCAGACCCUGACGCUGACUCUGCCCAAGCAUGUAUCCCAGUGGCAGGGAAUGUUUAUGAUAUGUUCUGUGAGGAAGGGGCAGCAGGAGAGGAAAGCAUGAACUGCGUGAUGACAUCCAAUGCCAUGCCUGAAGACCUCUGGAGGGAUGAGUGCUGUCACUAUGUGGAUCCAGAAAUCACAUAUUUCCAGCACAUCUUGAAUGUACCUGAUCCUGGACCUUCAUUAGGCCACUCCAUCUCCAACCUAGCCCUGGUCUAUGUUAGACUGAAUGCUGAGAGCUGUACUGCUCUGGCUGACUGUGUAGUCAGAUCCACAUCCUUACAGUCAUUGGCUUUGAUACAGUGUGUGAUGCCAGCCUGUGGUUGGUGUGAGGUCAUGUCUGGGCUUGCCUUGAGGGCACAGAAGGGACUAGUACUUCAAGAACUGGCUCUAACAUUUAGCCAAACUUACAGAACCACACCCAAGUCUAUGUUUGGCCAGUACUGCGCACACAAACUCAAUGAGAUGCUGGAGGCUUAUCACAUACGAAAUCACAAGAUGAAGAGUCUGAAGUUGGAGCUCCUUCUAAGCCAUAAAUGCCAAGCUGCUGAAAACUCAUAUCUCCCCAAGUACCUUCCCAGCACAUCUUGCCUGACACUGAACUGCUGGGGUCGACCUUUGACCUUGGACCACUCCAACUCUCAUCCUCUCCACCAGUUAGUCUCGCCUGCAGACCUUGCCUGUGCCAUUCAAAGCAGGGAUUCAGCCCUCACUGACCUCCUACUGGAGAACUCCUCACUUGACACCGUGGAGGUGGAUACUCUGUUAGCUGCUGCAGCAAACUCUCCUAUGCUGAAGAGGUUAAGCGUGAGGAGGAACAGGUAUUCCACAUCUCAGCCGAAGGGCCUCCUAGCCUUACUUCAACACUCGGGGAUACGCUCUCUUGAUUUAUGUCAAUGCAAGUUCUCAAUUAAAGAGUGUGAUACAGAAUUUCAUGAUGGUCUAGUGAAUGCACUGAUUAACAACUGUAGUCUUCAACACCUUAAUCUCUCAGAUCGUAUACUAGAUGAUGAAGAUCUGGCUAUUCUAAGCAGAGCAUUUGCUGUCUCAAAGCGCUCAAAGCAACAGCCUGGAUACUGCCUUAAUAUCUGUCUUUCUCCCUUUUCAUCAAGGGCCCUUAUGCAAUUUGGUGAGAUGCUUUCCAAGGAUGUUGAUGGUUGUCGUAGUAACAAGAGAGUACAUUCCCUGGAUCAUUUGAGUCUUGACUGGAGAUGUGUUAACAUGAUACGGACAUUGAAGACCAUUAUUCCUCGUGUGACGUGUCCUCACAGAUUGUCCUGAAACCAUGCCAAGGUUGGACAAUCAUCCUUGAGGUCGCAUGCCCCAGUGUCUUUCAUCGUUGCAAUGGAUGCCUGCAAGGCUGUAUGAUAGUGGUGAUUAUUUUACCUGACAGCUAAGAAAGCAAUAAAUGCCAGAACACCGACAGCAUUAGGUCUUCUCCAAGGGACCUGGUAAUGAGGAUUAAUGCCUUACCAAAGGGCACUAGCGCAUCGUCUUGGUUUCGAACCCGAGUCACCAGAUUACGAGACCACUGCUCUACCGACUGGGCUAUCGCGCCUCUUGACAUCACAGAUCUUUCCUGUAGGCAUUGUUGCUCAUAGAUAUGAUGACAACUCUAAUGUUACCUGAAGGGUGUUUCACAAAGCCUUUUUUCAAUCACAAAUGACAAAUAUUAGUGACAAAUCUGCUGAUAACCAAUCAGAAGCAAGGAUUUCAGUAGCUUAUAACGAAAAUUGUCAUUUGCCACUGAUGACAAGUUUUGUGAAACGGGACCCAGGUUGGCAGAUCAUCCCUCAAGUCACAUGACCCGGUGUCUUUCAUUCCAGGAAUGCCAACCCUGCAUGAUGAUGUCAAAGACGAUCAUUUUAUAUCUGAUGUAUUCUCAAAGACUUAAUUUUAAUGUGAUGGCUUAUUUUUAAGGUACAGUUGAGUUAUGGUCAUCGAUUGCAUUGUGAAAGAAAUGGAUCAGAAAAAGUUGAUCAUGUAGCAUUUUAGUAUUGGUGUGUACUGCAAGGUUCUGGAGUCAUCAAAAUCAUAAUAAAUUUGGCCCAGUAUUGGUAAAGUAAGGUUUCAAAAUAUAUAGUCAUAUCAAGACUUGAAUGGAAUUGCAUUUUAUUUUACUUCUGUGUGUAUGCAUGCAUGUCAUCUAAGUCUUACAAGAUACAAGAUACAAGAUAUUCUAUUUGAUUUUUGCAAACAAGUUACAUAGAAAUUUGGUUUCCACUGGCGUUACAGUAAUAUUCAAGAAAAUAUAUAAUUACAAGAAAUAGAUGAAGUAAGGAACAAAUACAUGCAAAAGAUAAUGAAGCGACAAAAAUGGUCAUUGAUACUUCAAAUCAUGAGUUUCAAAAUUAGGUUUUACCUAUAUUAAAUGUAUUCAGUGUUUAUGUAAACUUACCAUAAAUGUAAUUCUUUGCCGAGUAA
Molecule: messenger RNA, 3583 nt
Organism: Strongylocentrotus purpuratus (purple sea urchin)
Lineage: Eukaryota; Metazoa; Echinodermata; Echinoidea; Camarodonta; Strongylocentrotidae
Exons: 13
Coding region: 143-2440 (765 amino acids)
Source: RefSeq, a predicted model, not a curated record